This is a messenger RNA of Colletes gigas, 7863 nucleotides long. RefSeq names its product cadherin-87A (gene Cad87A). Gene Ontology annotation, molecular function: calcium ion binding. Lineage: Eukaryota; Metazoa; Arthropoda; Insecta; Hymenoptera; Colletidae. Gene Ontology annotation, biological process: homophilic cell-cell adhesion. Gene Ontology annotation, cellular component: plasma membrane; cell-cell junction. The record is from RefSeq and is a predicted model, not a curated record. The transcript has 29 exons. Bases 510 to 6245 code for a protein of 1911 amino acids.
CUAGAAUUCUAAACGCCGAGCAUCGUUCGCUCGAAACGUAAAUUCCAUUCGUCGGGGGACGAGAGUGUCCGUUUUAUCGACUUUGUCGCGGGGGACAGGAUCUCUCGACGGAUCGUCCUCGGGUUCGUCGUGAGAGGGCCGGGUGUUUGUGCACACUGGGUGACAGAACGCGUGGCUGCUGUCCAAUAGUGUCCUUUCUACGAUCAACGUCUCGUAUGCUUUGCAACAGCUUCGUGUCUCGAUUUUCGGAAGAUCGGUGCGAGAGGAACCGUUUUCGUUUCGCUCGCGCCGCGCUAUUUCCGGUGUUUAUGCCUUUCGGCGAAAUUUUUGCGCGCGCGAAGGCCCAAGGGUGGGGAAACCGUCGGUCUCAAAAAGCAGUGAUUCCCCGUUAGAAAAUGUAUCGUUCGGUCGCGAAGUGAUCGGGCUUGAGUUUCGCGAAGAGUGGACGUUGUGACUUUCUUCUCGGCGUAACUUCCCACACAGUUCACCUGGCCGUAGAUUCCACGGAGAUGACGACCAGACACGCGGAACGGGCUGCUGUUCGUGGCCGGCAACGAGUUGUUUGGAGUUCUCCUGGCGUACAGAGCGGCGAACAAGGAAAUUCGUUUAACCGAACGAAGCGCGAGGGAGUUACCCUGUACAACAUGAGAUUUCUCAAGAAGCUUACCGCGCUGCUGGUAAUUUGUCUUUCGGCCACAUGCACCGGCGCCAACAACGUGAACGAGCCACCGAUCCUGGAGGCUGGGGGAUAUCCCGCGGGUCUGCCGCUAUUAGAAUCAACCAAAGUCGGUACGGAAGUGUUCGUCCUCAAGGGCCACGAUCCUGAAAGAUCGCCUGUAAAAUAUGGCAUACAACUCACGGACCAUUUCGUCGUAAAUCCACGCACCGGGGUCAUCACGUUGGCGAAACCACUAAAUCGCGAGGAGAAUGACACGAUACGUUUUCGUGUUACGUUAGAAGACGAAGUACCAUUGGGCCAACAACCGAACAUCGUCGGUGUCGAUGCAUUCGUAAUCGUCCUCGACGAGAACGACAAUCCUCCGCACUUUCUGGGCGUACCGUACGAAGCCGUGGCCGAGGAGGACCUCCCAGUUGGCUCGACGAUCCUUCCUGGUAUCAGAGUAAUGGACCCAGACCUAUUGGGCGACAUCAUAGAUCUAUCCUGCGUUCCCCAGCCACAGUUCCUCGACGCCUGCGAAAAGUUCGGGAUAUUUAACGUGGAGAAAGGCCAGAACGCGUAUGUGGGUGCUCUGGUACUGCGACAGCCACUCGACUACAGGGAAAGACCCUUUUACCAAUUACUGCUCAGGGCGAGCGACGGACUGAACAACGAAACCACGGGGGUAGAAAUCAAGGUGGCGGAUAUUCAAAACAGCCCUCCGGAGUUUCUGGACUCGCUAACGGGUGUGGUGCAAGAAGACGAUCCUAUUGGAACCCUGGUUAUGACCAUCAAAGCCAGAGACGGCGACAGGGGGAUGCCAAGGAAAAUGAUCUACGAAUUAGUAACCAACCCGUUCGAUUAUUUUCUACUGGAUGACGAAACGGGCGAACUUAGGACAGCGAAGCCAUUGAAUAGGGAAGCGUUAAAGGAUUCGACCGGGGUGCUCACGCUGACUGUAAAAGCACGAGAAUUGAUCGAUGGGAUGCCAGGUAGCGACGAUUUGACAGUAUCCACUGCAGAAGCAACAGUGACGAUAAAGGAUGUCAACGACGAACCUCCUACUUUCAAUCGUCGCGAAUAUAAAAUUGAAAUUCCUGAGAACGUGCCAAACGGAACGCCCCUGCCAUAUUUGGACAUGACUGUCAAAGAUCCUGACGUCGGUUUAAACUCCGUAUUUUCCUUGCGUUUGGAAGACAUUACGGAUGGCGCAUUUAUUAUCGAGCCGACCAUGGCAACUGGCAGCACUUCCGUGAACAUUCGUGUUGCAAAUGGUUCGCUCGAUUAUGAAAAUCCUAACCAGCGGAAAUUCAUCAUCCUGGUAGUGGCGGAGGAGGUUCACACAAAUCCCAAGCUUACCUCUACUGCAACCGUAACUGUCGCCAUUACGGAUGCAAAUGAUAAUCCACCUUCUUUCAGUAGACCCGCUUAUACAGCCGAGGUGCUGGAAACUGCCCCACCAGGCACGCCAAUUAUAUCGAUCACUGCCAAAGAUCGUGAUAGUGGACGAUUCGGUACAGCUGGAAUAGCUUAUCAGUUACUCGGACAAGGCGCUCAGCACUUUUCUGUGGAUAAGAAAACUGGAACAAUUACAGUGGCACCUUGCUCAACUCCUGGUAUAUCACCUUGCUUAGACUAUGAAGAACAGACAGAAUAUUUCCUCACUUAUAAGGCGACUGACAAUGACGGACAGGGACAAACAACAAGCGUUUCAUUGCGUAUCAGCUUAUCAGAUGCUAAUGACAGUCCUCCACGAUUUUUGCAAGAUAAAUAUCGCGCCGUUAUAGACGAAGGCGCUAAGAAAUUUGAACCCGAGUUGAAAGUACAGGCCAGAGACAAAGAUAAAACGUCGAAAAUCACGUACGCAAUAGUGGACGGUAAUGGAAUAGGAUUUUUCGCUAUAGACCAAGAUUCUGGUGAAAUCAUAGUAACGAAUAAAGGCCCGGUCGAUUUAACGAACUCUACUCGCGACUGGAUAGCGCUGGUUAUACAAGCGAACGAUGGAAUAUUCGUCGAUUCUGCUAUCGUGAAUAUUACAAUUCGCGAUGUCAAUAAUAACGUACCGAUCUUCCCCAACGAUUUAUACACUGCUAGCAUACCAGAAAUAUCGCCGAUCGGAACGGUCGUGGAGGAAAUCACAGCGACCGAUGCUGACACAGGAAUUAACGCAGAACUUAUUUAUAGAAUACAGAAAGGAGCUUUCGAUGACUUCACCAUCAACGAAACGACAGGAAUAAUAACAGUAUUCAGGAAAUUAGACUAUGAUAAUAAAAACACCUAUCACGUGGAAGUGAUAGCGCUUGACAAAGGAACUCCCAGUCUAACUGGAACGACGACUUUAAUGAUAAGCGUUGAAAACAGCAACGACAAGGCUCCUUACUUUACACCGGAGACUCAGCGAGCAGAAGUCACGGAGGACACGCCGAUCGGUACCGUCUUCACAUCUCUAAAAGCUACGGAUCCGGACAGUACUAACUUGGGGGCAUUAAAUUUUGCCAUUUCCGAGCCGAUCACGGCGAUCGAUAGAAACGGUCAAAGGGUUAACGACAGCAAAUCCUUCAAGGACUUCUUCGCUGUCGAUCGUGCAACCGGUCAAGUUUCUGUAGUUAGGCCAUUAAAUCGUGACAGCGCAGCGACUGUCAGCAUCACCGUCGUUGUCAGCGACACAACGGCACCCACGCUUCAGCAAGGAAGAGGGACUCUAGUAGUUACGAUUAUUGAUGUGAAUCACAUGGCGCCGGAAUUCUUGAAGCCAUGGACAAGAGAAAAUCCACGAUAUUUGAUAGAAAUGCAGGAAGAACAACCCACAGGUGCCGUUGUGGGGGCGUUCACAGCAGUGGACACGGAUAGCAACAUAGCGGGAUACGCAAUUGAACCUCCAAGUCCUUAUUUCAACAUAGACAAUGUUACAGGUAUCGUACGAACCAGUCAGGAUAUCGAUUACGAAGAAACAAAACAAUUGGAGUUCACGGUAGUCGCUUAUGAUUCUGGCGUCCCUCAAUUAUCCGCCGCUGCGAAAGUAACUGUUACCGUGAUAAACGUUAACGAUCAGGAUCCUAAAUUCGAGAAAGAGUUGUACAAUACUUUUGUGAAAGAAAAUUCGCCUCCAGGGACGCAUGUUACCGUGGUAAAAGCAGUCGACGGAGACGAAGGCCUGUUUGGGGAAAUUAGUUACAGUCUUAUCGGUGAUCAUGCCGCUGACUUUAAUAUCGGUCACGAGACCGGUGAAAUUACUGUUGGCGGAGCGACCGUCCUUGACAGAGAAAUGACACCAGAGAUUACUAUAACGGUAAUGGCCAGUGAUGGGGCCCAUAUAAAUUCUCGUCGAAGUACGACCGUUCCAGUACUUGUUAAACUUAUCGACGUUAAUGACAAUCGACCAAUAUUUACACAACACAGUUACAGAGCCUCGGUUGCUGAAAAUUUACCCGUAAAUCCACCUGCGCCAAUUUUGCAGGUAAGAGCCGUAGACCAUGAUGAAGGAACUAAUGGAGAAGUUUGGUAUCAGAUUAUUUAUGGAAAUGAAAAUGAAUCGUUUUCUUUGAACCGCGAAACGGGAAUUUUGUAUCCUGGCGCAGCGCUUCUUGGCAGAGCUGGCUCUUACAGGAUCAAAGUGGAAGCUAGAGACGGUGCUGGUGCAGGACCACACUCGGAUAGGUGCUAUGUCGAUAUACGAGUAACGCCAGUCAAUCAGCACAAACCUCAGUUUGUUAUACCCGAAUUAACAAACGCCACCGUCGAAGUUCCCGAAAACGCAGGUGUCCCAAAUUAUCUGAUAUUGACGGUAAAAGCAAUCGACAGAGAUUCCGGUGAAAAUGGACGCGUCAGUUAUUAUCUGAAAGUUGGGAAUCGAAACAUUCAAGAGACCGAAGAAUUUUCAAUAAAUAAGGAAACGGGCGAAUUAAAAUCAAAAAUUAUUUUGGAUCGUGAGGCAAAAAGUAAAUUCGAGCUCGUACUGGUAGCUACCGAUCAUGGCACCCCUACGGCCUACGAGACUUUACGACUCCUUACUGUGCAAUUAGUAGAUACCAACGACAAUUUACCACAAUUUUACGACGAAUACCAUUUUCACUUGUCAGAAAAUCGCCCGAAAGAUUAUUCCGUGGGAAAAGUGACCGCAGAGGAUAAAGACGAAGGGAGACACGCAAAAGUUUACUACUAUAUAGAAGCUGGAAACGAAGACUACGCUUUUUACAUGGACAAAUCCGAUGGCAGUAUUUAUGCGAAUAAAUCGUUCGACCGAGAGAUACGUGAUAAAUACGUUCUAUCGAUUCUAGCUUCCAACGAUCCUGAUAUUUAUAUAAAUCCUAUAGACGCGAGUCGUCCAUUGACGCAAAACGCAGGCCACGGACACGUGAAUGUAACCAUAACUAUUCUAGAUGACAAUGACAAUCCACCCAUUUUCGAACGUAACGACUAUUACGCUGGCGUAAAUUCAAUGGCAAAUGUGAACGAUUUUGUAACGAAAGUGACAGCGUCGGAUUUAGACGUGGGCGAGAAUGGUACUCUUCAUUAUUACGUUGUAAGUGCGAAUCUCUACAAGUAUGGAUCGGAGAAACCUAGCGGCUCCAUAGUUCCGAGUCCUUUUAACGUGACUCAAGAUGGUAAACUUGUCACGAGCGGAUAUAUGGCCGAAUAUAAUCAAGACAGAUUCAUCGUCGAAGUUAUAGCGAAAGAAACUGCCAUUCCAGAGAAAUAUGCCAUAACCAGGGUACACGUUUGGGUAUUCGAACCUUCGCAAUUAAUCAGAGUCAUCCUGUCGCGACCACCGGAAGAAGUGAAUCGCGAACGAGAUGAAAUUGUGUCGGAAUUGUCGAACGCAACGCAAAACAGAGUCGUUGUCGAUGACAUCCGGUAUCACGUCGAUGCAUCGGGUCAUAUUCGUAGAGAAUGGUGCGAUAUGUACUUACACGUCGUGGAACCAAAGGCUCAGACCAUCGCCCCUGUACCACAAGUACUUAAAGUCAUCGAUGCAAAGUACGAUUUCUUGAAAGAUUAUUACGCAGGUUUUGCUAUCGAGAAUGUUGUGCCUGCUUAUGCUGGAGUACAGGAGGAACCUUUUGAUCCUGCACUAGCAGCUUUGAUAGCAUUAUUGGUAGUUCUAUUGGUCGGUGCAGUCACAGUAACAGUAGUUUGUUGUUGUUUGCGUCAUUGGGUGAUCACUGUUCCAAACGAUAUACGAAAGAAAGACGGCCUAAUAAAGAAACAAAUCAUCGACGAGCUAAAUACCACAGAGAAUCCUUUAUGGAUCGAACAAAAACUCAAACUAUAUGAGGAACAAGAGUUAACGAUGCAAGUGUUCAGCGAACCAGAGGGUGGCCUAGGUACAGAAAGACGAGGAAGUGGUGUCAGCGUUGGUAUGGGCGAUACGUCUCAAGAUAACACUUAUGCUACCAUACAACGUCCACUGCCUACAAACAGGCACCGUCCAACCACGCCAGAUUACACAACGCUACCAGGAAAUCAUAAUCUUUACGAAUCAGCCAUGGGUUUCCAAGGAUCAACCUUCCAGCCAUCCUCGAACGUAAUGCCACAACUUACACUUGAUCACGAUGGGCAACCCCAGUUUGUUUCAGGGCUAGUAUAAAUUAAGUUUCGCGCCAAAACUUCUUUUUCCAAUCAAUGUAUAACUUCAUCGCCGUACGUUGUACCUCUUUAUUCAUAGCUCUAAUUGUUGCACGCGCCUUCGAGGAGAGAAAAAGAAAAACCACUCGCAUGCACACACCUUUUCGACAAUAAUCCGAUGAUAUCGUUAGGUUUUUUCUGCGAAUAGACGCGUGUAUAAGCGGAGCGUGAAGUAUACCGAAUUAUGCAGGAAAAUUCUACCCUAACUGUGUACCUUUUACUACUUCCAUUCGAGCUCUUCUGCGACAGCGGGGAAUAGAAAAUGAAGAGCGACGACGAAUGACAGUCAAUAUUACUGGAAUAAAUAUUUCCCUGUAGUUGGUGUGUGCAUGUAUAUAUGUGUGCGUUGCCAACCUGUGGUCCCCAAACUAAUCAUUAGAUUCAUUAUUAGAAAAAUCAAAAAAUGCUAGAUAAUAGACAUUGUGAAAUAGCUUAACAACCGAAGCUUGGCACGACAGAUAUAUGUAUAUAAGUGAAUGUGUAGAUUCCGUCCAACGCAAUUUUUUAUUAAUUACUUCCUUACUAGGUUAGUAUGUAUUUAUGUAACCUUACGUGCGUCUCCCGAGUAAGGAAAAAUAACGUACUUAUUAUGUCGUUAAUUUCUACAUGAACAAAUGGAUGUCGUGUUAUGGCAUUUGAUACAACAAAGUGUUGUAAGUAAGGAACGAGCUCAUAUUCAUAAAAAUAUUUCUAAGGAGAAAAUAUUCAAUCAAAAUAUCAACAUGCAUCAUAGGUUCACGUACAACUGUUCUUUACAACAGUGGUUCUUAACCGUAUUUUUUUUCCCAUGGACCUUUUAUACGCCAUGUUUCUUAAAUGUUAGUUAAAUCACUGUCUUAAAUUAUAACGCACAAAACGAAGAUUUCAAUACCAUCUUAGCGAUAUACUUCUAUCGAGAACUUGGAAAGAUUUAUUUCAGUCCAAUGACUAUCAUAAUAUCAAAGCAUUGAAACGAUUAAAGUGAUAUUGUUAGGUGUAAUGUAUGCAACGAAAAUAAAUGUUGAAAAUUUUCUAUAGGGGUCCACGGGCCACAGAUUAAGAAUCACUGUUUUUACAAUAUAUAUUAUAUUUAUUUAAGUUAGGGUUAAAUGACUGCUGUUUAUCCAAUUAAUCUGUGAUUUGAUUAUGCCCUGGUAUGUGUACGCGAUGAUCAACUUGCAUUUGAGAUUUCAUGUGAAUCAUUGGGCGGUGGACGGAUAUAGUCAUACAAUUGUAAGCUAGUUAAAUGGAGCUGUUCGCAUAAAAUUUCAAUGUUAUGUGAGAAAAUGAUCAUUCUACAUUAUUUGCAAGGCCAUAUCACUUCUUAUCACUUAAACCGUCCUCGGCAAAACGCGUGUACAUUGGGAUCUGAAAUAUUUACUGCGAAUAGCUCUAAUCAUACAGUAUAUCUUGUACUCGAAAAACAAUAACUUAACAAUGAUCAUGUUAUGUCUAUAAGCAUUUAAUGUAAAACUAAUAUCAGUAUCACAAUAUUAUUAGAUGGUUAUGAAUAUUACAGUUCGUAAAAAUAUCUGUUUAUCGGUUAUGAAUUUAUUGUAACAUAUUUUAUGUAAACCAUUGAUAAAAGAAAAAUAUCAUAU